GUCUUCUUUGCUUUUAAAAGAGCAAUCGUGGCUUUAUUAUUCUCCGUAAUUUAUAAAAAUGGCUAUUUAAACAUUAUAGUAGUUAAGAAUAUUAAACACUCUUGAUAUCCGUAGAUCGAAAUCGAGUUGUAUGAUUAUGAAAAUGGUUUUACCAACAACUACUUCAUGUGGAGUGGCUUCAAUUUUAUGCCUAAUAACAUUUGCAUUGAUGCAGUUGUUCAAGACACAACUUGGGUCAUCAAAAGGCAUGACAUUGUUGGGCGGGUUUCUUGGAUCUCAAGUUUUUGUUUUUGGGUUGACUGCAAUGAAUAAUUUUGAAAAUGUGAUCUUAGGAAGAAAUUUUCAAUCAAAAUUAUUUCCAGAAGUAAUAAUAUGUCUACUUGUUUCUAUGGUUGCCUCUGGCAUGGUUCAUAGAGUUUGUGUGACAACUUGUUUCUUGUUUUCAAUCGUGGCAUUAUACUAUAUUAACAAAAUCUCAACUUCUCGACAAUCUGCAAUAUCUCAAGCUGCUGUUAAAUCAAAAGGGAAGAAAACAAAUUAGACUAAUAAGAUUAAUAGAAAUCUUUUUAAUUACCUUUAUAAUUACCUUGAUAAUAAGGGUUUAAGAUAAUAAUUUCCAUAACAAACUAUUUUUGUAGACGAGGUAUUACUGUGUAUAAAUAUACAUAAUUUACAUA
This is a messenger RNA of Hydra vulgaris (swiftwater hydra), 677 nucleotides long. Its product is annotated as keratinocyte-associated protein 2. Lineage: Eukaryota; Metazoa; Cnidaria; Hydrozoa; Anthoathecata; Hydridae. The record is from RefSeq and is a predicted model, not a curated record.